Molecule: messenger RNA, 1092 nt
Organism: Capronia epimyces CBS 606.96
Lineage: Eukaryota; Fungi; Ascomycota; Eurotiomycetes; Chaetothyriales; Herpotrichiellaceae
Product: actin like protein 2/3 complex, subunit 1A/1B
Exons: 2
Coding region: 1-1092 (363 amino acids)
Biological process (GO): Arp2/3 complex-mediated actin nucleation
Cellular component (GO): actin cytoskeleton; Arp2/3 protein complex
Molecular function (GO): actin filament binding
Source: RefSeq, a predicted model, not a curated record
AUGUCUGGACCCGAAGUGCAUCACCUCUUCCACCAUCCCAUCGCCGACCACUCCUUCUCCGCCGACCGUCAGACCCUCGCAGUCGCACGAGACAACAAUGUCGAGCUGUACCACCGGUCAGGCCCGAAAUUCGUGCUGAAAGAUGAGCUCAAGGGCCAUGACAAGACGGUGACGGGCGUGGAUAUCGCCCCAAACAGCGGCAUGAUCGUCACUUGCUCGCAGGACCGAAAUGCUUACGUAUGGGAGCCUUCGCCCACGGGCUGGAAACCGACCCUGGUGCUACUUCGUAUCAACCGCGCCGCGACGUUUGUGCGGUGGUCGCCAUCGGAGAAGAAAUUCGCCGUUGGCUCCGGAGCGCGGGUGAUUGCGGUCUGCUACUUUGAAGAGGAGAAUGACUGGUGGGUGUCGAAGCACCUGAAGAAGCCGAUCCGCAGCACCAUCACCACGGUGGCCUGGCACCCGAAUUCGGUGCUGCUGGCAGCCGGAUCGACCGACUCGCACGCGCGUGUGUUUUCCGGCUUCAUCAAAGGCAUCGACGCUCGGCCUGAGCCCAGCGUCUGGGGCGAGCGUCUGCCCUUCAACACGGUCUGUGGCGAAUACCUCAACGAUUCGGCCGGCUGGGUCCAUGCCAUUUCGUUCUCGCCCAGCGGGGACGCCCUGGCUUUCGCCGCCCACGACAGCAGUAUCACGGUCGUCUAUCCCUCCGGGCCCGAGCAGCCGCCGCGUGCCAUGGUCAACAUCUCGGUGCAGACCUUGCCUUUCACCAGCCUGAUCUGGAACGGCGAGGCGGAAAUCAUUGCGGCGGGCUAUGACUGCGAGGCUUUCCGCUUCCGCGGAGGCGAGAAUGGCUGGGACUUGGCCGGUAGCAUCGAGACCAAACAUCGGCCAGGCCUGGCUUCCGCACGCGAGGAGUCGGCGUUGCACAUGUUUCGCCAGAUGGAUCUCAAGGGCAAAGUCAAGGACGACACCCAGCUGAACACUACGCACCAGAAUACCAUCAACACCGUCCGCGUCUAUGAAGGAUCCGCCGGUGCCGUGAGCAAGUUCAGCACCAGUGGUGUUGAUGGCAGAGUGGUCGUUUGGACUCUAUAA